Hirundo rustica (Barn swallow) is the source of this 2131-nucleotide messenger RNA. RefSeq names its product NudC domain containing 3 (gene NUDCD3). Gene Ontology annotation, biological process: protein folding. The record is from RefSeq and is a predicted model, not a curated record. The coding region runs from base 48 to 1109 and encodes 353 amino acids. Lineage: Eukaryota; Metazoa; Chordata; Aves; Passeriformes; Hirundinidae. Gene Ontology annotation, cellular component: cytoplasm. The transcript is spliced from 6 exons.
GGAAACGUGGCCGAACCUGUUGCCGUGACAGCGGGCCCUGAGCCGCCAUGGAGGCCGCGCUCACUGACAUGUACGACCAGGCGCUGCUGGGCAUCCUGCAGCAUGUCGGCAACGUGGAGGAAUUCCUACGCAUCCUCUUUGGCUUCCUCUACCGCAAGACCGACUUCUAUCGGCUCCUCCUGCGUCCCGGGGACCGCCUGGGCUUCCCGCCUGGCGCGGCGCAGGCCAUGGCCCUGCAGGCAUUCCGAGUGUUUGAACGGAUGGCCAGGCAGGAUGAUGAGAAGAGGUGCCGGGAGCUGGAGGCAAAGCUGAGGAAGAAGGAGGAGGAGGAGGAGGCAGCUGCAGCCGCUGAGAGGGUGAAUCUGUGCCCUGCAGCUCAGGAGAUUGAGGUGGAGACAACGGAGCACAUCCCAGCUCCAGAUGCCGGGGAAGCUGCAGGCACACAAGAAUCAGCUGCAGCCCCAGGUGCUGCAGCCCCCAGUCCUGUAGCAGUGGAGCCUCCGGGGGCUGCUGCCCCAGCAGAGCUGCCCACGAGACAGGAGCAGUUCCAGACAAACCCUGACAGCUACAAUGGAGCUGUGCGAGAGAAUUACACCUGGUCCCAAGACUACAGUGACCUGGAAAUUAAAGUGCCUGUGCCCAAGCACAUUGUCAAAGGCAAACAGGUGUCUGUGGAUAUCAGCAGUGGUGCAAUUCGUGUAGCUGUGGUGGAGGGAAGCAGCCAACGUGUCCUCAUGGAAGGGAAACUCACCCACAGGAUCAACACGGAGAGUUCCCUGUGGAGCCUGGAGCCUGGGAAGUGUGUUUUGAUCAAUCUGAACAAGGGGGACGAGUACUGGUGGAAUGCCAUCCUAGAGGGUGAGGAGCAGAUCGACAUUGACAAGAUCAACAAGGAGCGCUCCAUGGCCACAGUGGACGAGGAGGAGCAUGCUGUGCUUGACCGCCUCACCUUUGACUACCACCAGAAGCUGCAGGGCAAGCCGCAGAGCCAUGAGCUGAAGGUGCAUGAGAUGUUAAAGAAGGGCUGGGACACCGAGGGUUCGCCAUUCCGCGGCCAGAAAUUUGACCCCUCCAUGUUCAACAUCUCCCCUGGUGCCGUCCAGUUUUGACAGUGGCAAAAACAACUGCAAAACAAAGCAGGGAGAGGAGACCUCCCCGCCCCCGGAUGCCCACCAGGACCCUCACACCCAGCGCCAGUGCCCUGGACUCAUCCACGCUGCCAGCACCCAUCCAUGCUGUGUGGGGAAGCUUGAGGAAGCGGGCAGAUUUUUUUUUUUUUUUUUUUUUUUUUUUUUUUUUUUUAAUAUAUAUAUAUACACACACACACACACACACAUCCUGUCACCACGACAACCUGGGCACCAGGACCCCUCUCUCUUCCCCUCCCUGCCCCUCACCUUGUGCUGCCGACGCUCCAUGUUUUUCUGGAAUAGAUGGAGCGUGUUGGGUCAUGUUGCGUGACAUAAUUAUUAUUUUUGGUGGAUGAGGAUACUGCUUUUGGGGUUUCUGGGAAUGUGGAGCCCUCCCUGCCCUGGCACGGGGCAGCUUUGCUCCCUCACAGUGGAGAUGGGUGCUGGGUAUGGGCAGUGAGGAUGAGGAAGCCUGCAUCUGCCUGCCUCUGCCAGCACCCUGCCCACCUGGCCCCCCCAAAUCGUGUCACCAACCCUGCUUCAGGGUAUCGCAAGGGGUCUCUGCUGCCCCUGCCUUCUACCUAGCCCCGAGGGCAGCUUCCUCCUGGUUUCCCCCUCCUUCACCUCCUCACUGGAGGGUUGUGAGGGCACCUGGGAGUGGGCAGUGACCACAGCCAUCCCUCAGUGUUUGCUUCCCUUCAUCAGGGAGCAGUGGGGGUGCUCCCCACAGCACUGGCGUUUGGAGGGGCUACAGGCCCACACCUCAUAGCCAGCAGCUGGGCAGGAGCCUCAGAAACAUACAGGUUUCCCUGGCAUGGUACUUAGGGGUCUGAGAGUGGGGACUUCCUAGGAGAGUAGGCCCCACCUAGGCUCAGCCUGGCCCUCACAGCUUCCCACCAGCUCUCCACUCUGGGGUAUGUGGGCUGGGGGUCCCUGGCCAUCGCCUUGUCUGGUUCCCCACCCCUCACCCUCAGUGUGCAAUAAACAUGUCUCACCCUGGG